GACGUUUUCCUUAGUCAACAUCCGGUGACGUAACCAACAAUCGGACUACGUACGACGUCGUUUGUUUGCUGUGCUAAAUCCAGCCAACAGUUACUUAGCUUACAUGCUGGUUACCAACGGUCGACUUUAGAUAGUAUUUAACAUACAGUUUAAUUACGUGUUUCUAAGAUACUGGGCUGUUUCUAUAAGUACUGAUACCGUUUUCUGGUGAGAUUCCGGUCAGGUUUUAGAGGAUCUCCGUUAGCCAUUAGCCUAGCAGGCUAACAAGACCUACAAUGGAGGGCAGCGCGAGCGUAAGGAAAUCGUUGUCCGGGACUCUCGUGCCUUCUGCGGUCACAACAGUGUCUCUCAUCCAGCAACCCGAGGAGACGGACAAGAGGACAUUUAAGAGGAAGGUCCUCGAUGAAGAGGAGUACAUUGAGGUAUCUAUCCGCUAGUUCAGCUUCACUCUGAGCAGGGGUGUCGUGUGUUUUAGCAGCAGACAUGUUGUUGUCAGGUAUCAGUCGCUCAAAUGUGAAGUGCUUACAGGGGAAAAGACUAUGAUAUACGUCUGAAAUCAGAGGUACAGCAACUCUUAUAGAGGACUGAUGAAAGCCGAUCUAUUCCUGUGGGCUACAUAGGGUCUUUUAUGAAGUAUCUAUGACUUGAUUUACUUAAAAACUUGUCAGUAAGAGAUUUAAAUAUACAGGAAUAAAUCAGCAGAUGACCAACAACAUACCAGAGUUGUUUAUGUGCAUCAUGUAACUUUGAAUUGAUGUGACAUUUUUUCCACUCUUCACAGAACUUAGAAAAGAUCAUCCAGAGGGACUUCUUCCCAGAUGUGACCAAACUACAGGCACAGAAGGACUAUCUCGAUGCGGAAGAAACCGGUGAUUUAGAGAGAAUGAGAGAGAUAUCCAUCCGAUAUGGGUCAUCUUUGACUAAAUCUACUCCUCGCUCCACUGCACCCUGUGAGUAAUGACCUUUAUAAGUGAUAAUGCCAAAUAUUGACUUAAAAAUCUAUUAACAGCAUGAGAGGUACAAAUAUAUCCAUCACAAAUUUGGCGAAUGUGCUUGACACCUGUAUUCUCUUUCCUUCUUCAUAUUAAAGAUGUGACACCAGCUAGCUUUGAGACACCAGUUGGCCGCUCCGGGUCUCCAUCCUCUACUCACGGUAGUAAAGGAUUAGAUGGAGGUAAGAAUCAUGGUUUUUGACAUUACAACACGUACCGUAAUGAUUGCACUUUUUAUGUGUUGAUAAACAUUCAGAGAUCUGUUUCCAACCAAAAAAAGAAGUCCAUAUUUCUGUGAUGCCCUUAGAGGAAGAGUGACAUAAGAAUAAGAAUAAUGUUAUUGAGCCCUAAAGGGAAAUUUAAUUGUCUGUCAUCUCAUUUGUCAUGUCUCAAAGGUCAUCUAAUAUUUAUAAAAGAGUUGUAAAGUCUGAUGGUAGUUAACAGGUAGUCAACAGAAAUGAAUGAUUCUUUUAUCAAUGUUGUAUUCAUAGAAAGCAAAGAGGAUGAAAAAGAAGAGAAAGAGCUGCCCUCUCUGGAUCGCUUCCUUGCCAAAAACACCAGUGAAGAUAAUGCAUCCUUUGAGCAGAUAAUGGAGCUGGCGAUGGACAAAGAGAAGCUGAAACAUGCCUGGUUAUAUGAGGCUGAGACUGAAUACAAACAGGUAUUUAUUACAAAAAUUGAAAGCAUCGGUUCAAUUAAAACUUGCUGUGAUUUCAGUUUGCUGAUUGUAGAAUGAGAACCAAACCUGAUGGUUGUGGUAGCAGAGAAUCUUUUAGGAAUUGAAAAUUGGGCUGCACGAUCUUGAAAAAUCUAAGAUUGCGAUAUUUUUCUUUUCUGCAACAUGUAUUGGGAUACGAAAAAAACCAAGAGGAAUUCAUGCCAGUUAAAGGCAGUGUGUUUUAUGUGCUUAUAUACAAUAAGAAUUUUAAAUGAUACAAUUAUACCUGUUUAUAUAAAAAUAUAAUUUAUUCUUCCAUGGAUGUAACUAUCAGUUGCAAUGGUCGUUGAUAUAUCAGGGUCCAACAUAAGCCAUGGUCUGGGACUGAGCAAAGUUUAUACGAGGAAUGUCCAUUAGCACAGAGUGGGCUACUGACUGCUCAUCAAUACAUCUUUUCUUUUUUCAUUCUAAUCAGAGUCAAGAUGUCUGCAACGUCAAGUCGUGAUUUGUGAACUGAACUGUGUGGGUGAAGUCUAUCAGUAGCUUGCUGACAGAGCACAUGUCCAUUCAUCAAUCAAUCGUCGAUUAUUCGCAUUACUUUUUUAUUUAUUGAAUUUGAGCAUGGAUAUUGAUUUAAAAUAAGUGUUGAACUUUUUGACUUCUGUCAAAGUUUUAUCUGUUCUCAUUUUUGCGUCACCUGACUUCACUGCAGGAACACAGCAGCAAAUGACUCAGCUUAAAGAUUUAGCUCUUGUACAUAAACGAUUCAAUGAAGAGCUCUCUGAGAGUUGACAGAGAUGGUUGUUGCUAAGAUGCAAAUGGUAUGAAACAUUAAGCAGAUGGCUCACGCAAACAGGCAAGAGCUGGCAGUGAAAACACAAAUGCUAAAGUUUCGUUUCUAAAGUGAACUUUUGUGCAGAAAUCUUCAGAGUGACAUAGACCUCUCAGCGAAAGUACAGGAAAAAGGUUAUUUUCACUGGGAGUCAGGGAGAAAAUACAUGGAGCCAGUAAAAAUGUUGCCACUGGCCAUCAGUCAACUAGCAAAAGAUUGCCAUAUUGAUCAGUGUAUAUUGUUCAAUCUUGGGUUAUAAUGAAAAUAUAAAUACUGUUAUUUUUCAGCGCCACGAGGAGAACCUCGCCUUACCCUCAGCAGAGACAGCAGCGCUCGAGUGUGUCAAAGCUGGACUGGAGACAUGGGAGUACAAAGCAAAGAAUGCCUUAAUGUAUUAUCCAGAAGGUAAGAAAAUGGUUAAAAUUGUCUUUCCUCCUCCCUCUUCGUGCACCACACUCUGACCGCAGAUAUGUAACUUUACCGUGUAGGGCUGGAAAUGAACUUUUAUACUUGGAAUCAUUGGUGCUUCCAUCUUUAAAAAGUUAGGUAAUUGUACAAGCACAAUCUGAGAAGUAAUGGACACCAAAACAAAAAUGCUUAAAAUGUGUGGAUGACGUGGCAAAUAGAGUGUCAGUUACAGCCUCGGUCCCACUGGCUUCACAGUGAACUUCAUUUUCAUUGCAAAGCUGUUGGAAGUCUGUCAGCUAUUCUCUCAGCUCUGUCUGUUGGAAGUCUGUCCUCUACCGUCUCCAAUAGGCCAACUGUACAUUUACCGUAAAAGAAAUCCCUUAGCGUUGUUAGGAUCUACUCCCUUAAGCUCAUCUGUUGUUGUGCAAGUUAGUCCUGUCACACAACAAUGAAGCACAUAAUUGAAGAUUUAUGUCAGACAGUCUAGAAUCAGCUUUGAAAGUUAGGAAUGUCAAGUUGAUGAAUGAUUGGUUAUGUAAGCACUGGAUAACCACACAUGGCUCUUGAAUAACGUCAUCAUACUCAUGGCAUUGUUAGCAGACAUAAUAAAUCAACCUUCAGUCACUGUCUUUUAUAGUGAAAUUGAAUAAACAUGUUGCACCACAACAAUGAUUUGGGCUUGCAAAAGUGCUUCCAGAGAUGUUUUGAAGUUGCACAGAUUGAAUUUCAGAAGCAUGUGAAACAACAAUGGGAGCCAUUUUAAGCCCUGCUGUGAAAAAAAAAAAAAAUCAUAUCCUCAUGUUUUAUUGUUUCGUUCUGUUCUUCUCUGUAAAUCAGGUGUCAAAGAUGAUGAUGCUUUAUUUAAGAAGCCGCGGGAAGUCGUCCACAAGAACACACGCUUUGUCGGGGACCCGUUCAGCAAGGCUCUCAACAAGAGUCAGAUUCAGCAGGCUGCAGCCCUUAACGCACAGGUACCAUUUAUUGUGCGAUAUUUUGAAAUCAGGACAGUGCUUGUGAAUAAGUAGCUUUAGAGCAUGGUGUUGCUUUGUCCUGUUUACAGUAAUGUGAAUUAAUAUAGUGUGUAGCUGAUGCAUCUUGUUUACUGUCCAGUUCAAACAGGGUAAAGUCGGCCCUGAUGGGAAAGAGCUCAUCCCACAUGAAUCCCCAACAGUGAACGGAUAUGGUUUUGAAACAAUGCCAUCCCCUGCACCGGGUAAGUGAGUCUCUAAUUCUCCUCAACAAAGUAACAACUAAGUGUUUCCUUAAAAUAGCUGUGAGGAAGUCUUGGUUUGUGUCAAUUUUGGCCCCCACUGUGGGGAAACAUGUGAAUUUUGUAAAUUUACUCAUCUUGUUUGUGAUUCUUCUGGUAGUUUGACCCGCAGAAGUUACCAAUGACAAUGAUAAUAGCUGUAAAAACAAUGUAAAAGAAGGGGGGACUAAGUUAUUAAGUGAAAAGGGAUAAUCUCAGUACUUACAAGCUUCAAUGUGGGACCAUACUCUCCACUCCUGAGUAUCUAUAUUGAUCUCUUUGAUGAACUCAGCCUGUUGAUUUGAAAUGAACAAAUUAGCUUGUUGUUAAUUUGCAGUGCUGCACAUUUACUCACGAGUGAAAUAUGACACAGGCCUCUAACUUAUGGCACAAUAAAUGAUGUACUACCAAUAAAAUAUGAAGACAGUAAACAAAUCCACAUUCAGAAAAUUGCUGCUAAUUAAAUGUGAAAUGAUAAUGUGAUCCUUCUUCUCUCUGUAUGCCAGUCUGAGUGAUCACUCUCUCUCCCUUCUCUUACACUUAUACAGAGUUACAAAAUGUAUUUAAGGGUGUGUUUGACAAGAGAGUAUAUCUGAUGCCAACAACAUCCUGUUUAUAUGUCAAGGUAGUAUUAAAGCUCAUCCUGUUUUUAAUAAUGAACUGUGUCACCCACUAUUGGUGUUUGCUUUUGAGUUUCCUAUUAGUUUGCUGUCAUACCUCCUCCCUCACAGUGGUUAAGACUGUAAAAGCUGCAGGGUAGACUUUGUAAAUCUUGUUCAUCUUGUUUGCUUUUAUGAGGCCAGGCAACUUAACUUUCAUCAGCAUAAUUCAGAACUCUGUUUCUGUCCCUUCAGGUGUUUCAGAGUCACCACUGAUGACCUGGGGAGAGAUCGAGAGCACCCCGUUUCGCCUGGACGGAUCGGACACGCCGUAUGUCGAGAGGAAUCAUGGUCCUUCAUUUAAGGUACUGCACUUUUGUCAGCAGCGCUCGUGAUUCGUAGAUCUUUUAUUUUCAAUGACUUGUUGCUCAUUGAACACGUGUUUGUUUGUAACAGAUUCCAGAACCAGGAAGACGAGAGAGGCUGGGGUUGAAAAUGGCGAAUGAAGCUGCUGCUAAAAAUCGCGCAAAGAAACAAGAAGCACUGCGCAAAGUUACAGAGAAUUUCGCAAGGUAAACACCAUCUCAUGUCCUGGUUUUAUCUGUAAAACAGCUGUUGAAAGUAAAAGUUUUAAAGCUGUGUAUUUGUCCCCGCCAGGGUUCAAAGUAUGAAGGAACUGUCCCCAUAAUUUACUGACCAUAUCAAUCUUUGUGCCACAGUCUUACCCCUAAAGGUCUGAGCCCCGCCCUCUCGCCCGCCCUGCAGAAACUCGUGAAUCGGACAUCAAGCAAAUACACGGACAAAGCACUACGAGCGAGUUACACCCCUUCGCCCUCACAUAGAGCCUCUGGCUGCAAGACUCCCUUCGAUGGUUUGUCUACUCCCACCGGAACACCGACACCAAACAAAGCCAAGACGCCGAGCUCUCAGGACCUCACAUCACUCACAGACAAUCUGCUUCAGCUGCCCAAAAGACGAAAAGCCUCAGACUUUUUCUAAGGAACUGAAGUUGAUCCUUGUUGAGAUUGUACAUAAACGAAUUCAUUAUAUAACAGAGAGAAUUCCUUUCAAAACUCUACAGACUCACAUUCUCUCAAAUUACAGUGCAUAUCUUUCAUCUGGAAACCUGGAUGAGGACGUGUGCAAAGAAUGACUUUCUGGAUUUAUUGGUUACAUUUUUGUACAGACGGGUUUAUCAAGAUCAAUGUGAAAUACAAGGCAUUGUCCAAACUCUAUUUCAUAACCCAGUUUUCUUUUUUAUAAUAUUUUUAUUGUAUGCCGUUCACAAGGUUUUAUAGAUUAUUAAACAGCCACUGACCCUUGAGCAUACGCUGGAAUGACCUCAUUUUGAAUGUACGUGCUGUUCCCAAGAGCCCUACAUCCAGUAACUAUUGCUCAAUUCUCCUAACAUACCAGUUCAGCAUUAUUAAACCCUGUAAAAUCACUCAGGGUGUAAGUUAGACAGCUUGUAAAUUACCACCAGAACAGUCACAACGAGGCAGCUCUUCUCAUCUUCACAGAGGGCUUGAAGUUUUAGGCCAAGCCAGACUGCUUCUCUCGACUACAGCUGAAAUAUCCCAAAUGCCCUCUUUUGUUUUUGUUUUGUAUUUUUGAAGCCUGUGAGGUAACAGGGUCCCCUAAGGCCAUAUUUAUAAUUAAUGAGGCUGUCCUGUGGUAUGCACAAGUCAAAACAAAUGCAGCAGCUUGAUUUACAACUUGACCUCUUCAGGGAGGGGGGUCAUCAGUGGAGGGUCGGUGUGUUCAUAAGCAGGGAUGUGAUCCAUAGUGUGGGUCAGACAUUGAUUUGACACAUCCUUUUAUUGGUGAACUUAAAGCACCAAAAACUGUUUCUAAAUAUUUGAUACAUUUACAAAAGGAGACCAUAAAGUGUGAAAGUCGAGGUUUAUCCCAUGUGUGCCUUUUUGGUGUCUGUUCGGUCAGGCUGUCCAAGAAAAGUAAAGAAAACCAUAAAUGGGCGUUUUAUAUUUUUCUCCUUCUUUUGCACAAAGCUCUUCAAACAUUCAAAAUGAAGAUAUAAAACUUAUCAAACGGCUGCUCUAAAUGUUUUGCAUAAGGGUAAAUCUCUGAAGGGGUGAUGGGUGGUAUUGGUUUGUGUAUUCGUGUGACCUUGGUGUCAUUAAUGUUGCUGCUAAAAAAAUAAAAAAGACUGCAAAAAAAGAAA
Molecule: messenger RNA, 6920 nt
Organism: Xyrichtys novacula (pearly razorfish)
Lineage: Eukaryota; Metazoa; Chordata; Actinopteri; Labriformes; Labridae
Source: the annotation of a GenBank genome assembly